Molecule: messenger RNA, 1033 nt
Organism: Megachile rotundata (alfalfa leafcutting bee)
Lineage: Eukaryota; Metazoa; Arthropoda; Insecta; Hymenoptera; Megachilidae
Product: chymotrypsin-2-like
Biological process (GO): proteolysis
Molecular function (GO): serine-type endopeptidase activity
Source: RefSeq, a predicted model, not a curated record
UGAACAGAAUGGAAUAUCCAGCCCUCAUUUAGUGGAAAUUGUCUGUUUUCCUCUCAAAAGGUAGAGGUACCCGUUCAACCUUAGUCUUAGCUUUUAUCAUAGUGCACGUGAGAUACAUCAGAAUGAACUUUUUCAACGUCAGCCUAAGUUGUCAUAGAAAGUUCACAAUGUUCCUAUUUUGCGUACUCGUCACUGUGAUACUUGGAGCGUCAGCGGCACCGAGUGAUGGGCCGAAAAUCGUGGGCGGCACCCUAGCAGAAGAUGGACAGUAUCCUUACCAAGCUUCGCUUCGGUUCAGAAACCGUCACUUCUGUGGAGGGUCGGUGCUGAACACGAGAUGGAUACUGACGGCGGCUCACUGCUUAUCGAGUUUCAAUGACACGGCUGUAACCGUGGUGUUGGGUACGAACGCCCUGGACAAAGGUGGCGACGAGUACCAGUCCGAAAAAGUAAUCGUUCAUCCGAGAUAUAGCUCCGCGUUGAUCAGAAACGAUAUCGGGCUGAUUAAAGUGGACAAGGACAUUGUUUUCGGGGAUAAGGUGAAACCAAUCGCUCUGCCCAACGAGAACUUCAGUAAAAUCGAUUAUCCUGCUACGUUAUCUGGCUGGGGUACCACUAGCUAUCCCGGUCAAACGCCAAACGAGCUGUAUCACAUUGAACUGAGCGUGAUCGAUCAAAAACAAUGUUUAAACGCCAGCUUUCGGAUCACCAACGACAAUAUCUGCACACUUAACAAGAGGGGUGAAGGCGCUUGUCACGGUGAUUCUGGUGGUCCUUUGGUCGCUGAUAAUGAACAAAUUGGAGUGGUGUCCUGGGGGAUACCGUGUGCUAGAGGUCGUCCUGACGUCUUCACUCGUGUCUACAGCUACAAGGAUUGGAUAAAAAAAUACGUUGAAAAUGAAAAUUAAUUAGCGUCAUUUCAUGGAUCACAUAUGUACAGUAUACAUUUGUAUAUGUAUGUAAAUAUAAUAUUAUGACUGAUGUAUAUCAGUCUAUACAAUGUCUCACAAUUAAUUUAAUGAAAAAUGUAAAA